Molecule: messenger RNA, 1635 nt
Organism: Colossoma macropomum (tambaqui)
Lineage: Eukaryota; Metazoa; Chordata; Actinopteri; Characiformes; Serrasalmidae
Product: tubby-related protein 3-like
Exons: 8
Coding region: 1-1635 (544 amino acids)
Biological process (GO): protein localization to cilium
Cellular component (GO): cilium
Source: RefSeq, a predicted model, not a curated record
AUGGCUGUGUUGAAGAUGUGGACUGUGAUGGAGUGGGAGAGAGUGAUUAAGAAAGACAGGAAAGAAAGAGAGGAGCUGGAGAUGCUUAGAGAGCUGGACAAACAACUGCAGCUGAAAGAGAGAAAGAGAAAGAAAGGGAGAGAGGAGAGAAAGAAGAAUCUGCUGGGACAGGAUCUUAUUAGCAAAAGUGAGGACGCUCUGCAGCAUCCAAUAAAGCCUGAGGUAGGUGCGUUUGGUCUGGAAGACAGGGCGAGAUGGCAUCAGAUGGAGCUGCUGAGAUGCAGACAGAGACAUGAAGAGAUAAGAACAGAUCUGGAGAAGGUGAAGGAGAAGAUGGCAGGGAAAGAAAGCCAUAUAGAGGAGAAGGUCCUCGAUGCUGAGGGAGAAAGUUUGAUCCUGUUUCAGCAAAAUACAGAACAUCUGAACUGGAAGGAGAGAGAGCAUGCUCCGAAAUCAAAGAACAGCAGUAAUAUAUUCAGGUCACAGCAUGGAGCUGAGCGCAGGGGCUCUGAGCGAAAAAGGAGCAACAGGCCUUUGAUGGUGACUGACGGAGACGAAAAGCAGCACGGGCCUCCGGAGCAGAAGACACCAGAACCAUUGAGCGGGCCUGUUUCUACAAACGGAGGACCACGGCUCAUCUCCGUAAGACCCCUGAGCUCGAGCCCAGGCCCUGUAGAGGAGCUCAAAGUGACCAGUACCCAGCCAGCUGACCCCACUACACCCACCAGCACAGUGGGUGGUUCAGGGGAUGAGAGCAGCAUUGGACCUGAGGAAGCCAGCCCAGAGCAAGAUUGUACCACAGAGAAUAAGGUGGAUGAGACCAACUCUGACAGCAGGAAAACGUCUGGCAUCACUGUGGACGACUUAUCGGUCUUUGCGUUGCGGCCAGCUCCACAGGGUAUUACAGUCCGGUGUCACAUCAAGCGGGACAUGAAGACCACAGACAACAACCUCCACCCCAUAUUUCACAUGUACCUGGAGGAAGAGGAUGGCAAGAAGAAAUUCCUGUUGUCCGCUAGGAACACAAGUACCACCAUGACAGCUAACUAUGUGAUCUCAGUGGAUCCCUCUGGCUGGUAUCAUGAGGGUGAGAACGUCGUAGGGAAAUUAAGGUCAAACAUGCUGGGGACUAAAUUCACGUUAUGUGGAAAAAGCAGGACCAACAGCAAGAACAGUAGAGCUCUGCUGAAGGGAAGAAACCCACAGCAGGAGCUCACAACAAUCCGCUAUGAGGCCGAUCUAAUGGGAGGUGAAGGACCACGCAAGAUGUCUGUCAUCAUCCCUGGCAUGAACGUGAACUCUGAGCGCUCUCCAGUUCACUCUAUUAAGGAUCAGAGAUCUUUAUUAAAGAGGUGGCAGAAGCCUAAACUGGAGAAUGUCAUCCAGCUGCGUAAUAAAGAUGCAGUGUGGAAUGAUGUCACUAUGGGCUACGAGCUGAACUUCUACGGACUGACACCACGGGCCUCCAGGAGAAACUUUCAGCUCAUUCAUGCCGACAAACCUGACAACAUUCUGAUGGUGUUUGCCCGCAUGGCUGAUAAUGAGUUCACGCUGCACUACUGUUAUCCCUUGUGCGCCCUUCAAGCCUUCAGCAUCGGCCUGUCCAGCAUCCACAGCAAACUGGCCUGCAUUUGA